Molecule: messenger RNA, 516 nt
Organism: Nematocida minor
Lineage: Eukaryota; Fungi; Microsporidia
Product: ubiquitin-conjugating enzyme E2 G1
Exons: 1
Coding region: 1-516 (171 amino acids)
Biological process (GO): ubiquitin-dependent protein catabolic process; protein polyubiquitination
Molecular function (GO): ubiquitin conjugating enzyme activity
Source: RefSeq, a predicted model, not a curated record
AUGAUGCUUGGAGAGAGGUCUGACCCGCGCCGUCGUUCUAAAAUAUUUAUUACCAAAGAGCUCCAGCGCAUUUCAAAGUGCCCAAGUGACAAUUACAGCGUAGGCCUGCUAGACGACAAUAUCUACCAGUGGGAAAUCCUUAUAAUAGGGCCGCGAGACACACUAUACGAGAAUGCUCUUCUGAAGGGAGUUAUGCUCUUCCCUGAGACGUACCCUGAUGAUCCUCCUUCUUUUAAAUUUGUGUCUGAAGUGUGGCACCCGAAUAUUGAUUCAGAUGGAAAUGUGUGCAUCUCCAUACUUCACAAGGCAGGGGAUGACGAGUUUGGAUAUGAAGACGUGUCGGAGAGAUGGAUGCCUGUGCGGGAUAUAAACUCGAUCCUUCUCUCGAUUAUUCUCCUCCUGGUGGAGCCAAACUCCGAGAGCCCAGCGAACAUUGAAGCAGCACAGGAGUUCAUAAACGACAGAAUGCAGUACAAUAAGAGAGUAGAAAGACUGGCACAGAAGACUAUAGAAUGA